GUGCCCGCGUCCCUGCUGGGGGGCGGCGGGGGCGCUGUGCCGGUGCGCGGCCCGGGAUGCUGGUGGCGCUGGUGGCGCUGGUGGCGGUGGUGGUGGCGGUGGUGGCGGCCGCGGCGCUGCCCGCCCUCCCCGCCCUGCGGCACCGCCUGGCCCGCCCGGUGCUGCGCCGUGCCGCGGGCCGGUGCCGCCGGCGGCUGGAGCUGCGGGGCACCGAGGUGCGGCUCAGCCAGGAGCGGCGGCUGCGGCGGCUGCUGCCCGCCGGCACGGCCCGCGCAGGCUCCGAGGUUUUCCGGGAGCGUCAUCCCCUGGGGCAGAGCUGCCCCGGUGGGGCGCCGGGGGGGCAGGUCCCCCCGCUGCACCCCUGGGCGCUGCUUCGCAGCUGCUGGGGCACAGACCCCCCUCUGCAGGGGUCCCUGCUCUACCUGGAUGCCCUCCAUGCCGCCUUCCCGCGGGCGCUGGCCCCCCGGCGCACGGCCCUGCUCUCCUGGGCGCCAGGGCACCCCCGCGCCCCGGCAGGCUGGCCCCUGCCCACCCUGUACUGCACCCCGGUCGAGGCGGGCACCCUGCCCUCGCGGGCCGCCGCGCUGCGGGUGCAGCUGCUCUUGGCACUGCAGGAGCGUGCCCUGCAUGUGCUGGAGGCCGGGCUGGCCAGCGAGCUGCACGACGCGCUGGCGGCCCUGCAUGCUGGCUGGCCCGAGCUGGCACAGGACCUGGCGCUGGGCAGGCUGAGCCCCCAGCCCGGGCUGCCCGAGGCUGUGCGGGGCCGGCUGCAGGCGCUGCUGGUCCCCAGCGCCGCCCGGGCGGCUGAGCUACGGGCCGAGUGUGCCCGGGGCCCAGAGGGCAUCGUGCAGCGCCUGUGGCCACAGCUGGAGGUGGUGGUGGUGGGGACGGCGCAUGGUGCGGAGCAGCUCUACUGCGAUGCCCUCCGCCGCGCCGACUGCAAGGGGCUGCCGCUCUACUGCCCCUUCUACCGGGCAGCGGGAGCCCUACUAGGUGUGAACUUGUGGCCGGAGGAGCCAGCGCCCCGAUUCCUGCUGUGCCCUGACUGGGCUUUUUACGAGUUCCUGCCCUGCCCGGCCAAGGAGGAGCCACAGACGGUUCUGCUGGACGAGCUCUGGGAGGGACGCGAGUAUGGGCUGGUCCUGACGGCCCAGCCAGGAGAGUACAGGUGCCGUGCUGGGGAGGUGCUGAGGGUGGCCGGCUUCCACAAGCAGUGUCCGGUGGUGGAGCCCGUGCGCAGGGAGAGCCAGGCGCUGAGCGUGCGGGGCGAGAGCAUCCCUGAGGACCGGUUCUGCCAGAGCCUGUGCCGCGCUGUGGGCAUGUGGCCGGGUGCUCGCCUGGUCGACUACGUCUGCGUGGAGAGUGCCCUGCUGGGCACCUCUUCGGGAGCCGGUGCCCCCCAUUACGAGGUGUUCGUGGAGCUGCGGGGCCUGCGGGACCUGUCGGAGGGGCAGCGCUACAAGCUGGACCAGUGUCUCCAGGAGGAUUUCCCCAUCUAUAAGUCCUUCCGCUUCAAGGGCAGCAUUGGGCCCCUGCGCCUGCACCUGGUGGGGGCUGGGGCCUUUGCCCGUCUGCGGGAGGCCCUGGGCACCCCCCUCCCCAUGCCCAGGGUCCUGCGGGAGGAGAAGCUGCUGCAGCUCAUCCAGAGCACCGUCAUCUCCUAGGGCAGCCCGGGGGUCCUGCAGCCCCCCUGCCCUUGGGGUUCGCUUGGCGUGUGCCCUUCAGGGAGGGAGCAGGGCUGAGUGCCUGGUGGGGGGCGCAGGGGCGAGGGUGCGCAGCCCCACAGGAUUUGGCUGAGUGGAGGGGAUGGAGCCAGCGAGCUCAACCAUGCCCCUGCUCUGUGGUGGCAGCGGGUGCCUGUGGGCACCCUGCUCGGUGCUGCCCACGGGGAUGGAGCGGGAUGUGCAGCACAGCCCAGCACUCGCCAGCAGCCCUGGCCCUUCACCGGGCUGGUCUGGGCACAGAGAGGGACCCCGGGGGCUUGUGAGCAUCACGGGGCGGCUGGGUCCUGCCACCAGAGCCAUGGCUCACCCUGCUCUGCUCAGUGCCUUGGCAGCACCCGCUGGCAGGCAUGGCCAAGCGGGUGCCUGUACCUUUCCCGAGGGAAACCUCAGCCAUCGCAGCCCACAGCCGGAGCAGGGGGGACAGUGGAAACCUCCCCGGGAGCAGGAGGAGCAGCAGAGCCUCAAGGCCUGCGCGGGAGCUCGGCUCACCCCUGUGCUGGGCUCCAGAGCCCUGUGGCAUUUUGUCCCUUGGCAAGGGACACUGCGGGCAGGGCACGGGGUGGCUGGUGGUGGCAGGUGCCGGCUGCCAGCGAGCAGCCCCUCCGCCGGGCUCCAGUGCACAUCCGCUGCUUUAGGAAAGAAUAAGCUCCAGCCAGGGCUGCUUUUAACGUUUAAAAAAAAAAAAAAAGCAGCAAAAUAAAGGAGGAUUAUCUCUGAAAAAUAAAUAAAGGACAGAACUCUGGGAUUGAUUUUUUUUUUUAUACUAUUAGUUGUGAUCCUCAUUAAAGAGAUUGCUUGAUGACA
Molecule: messenger RNA, 2528 nt
Organism: Falco peregrinus (peregrine falcon)
Lineage: Eukaryota; Metazoa; Chordata; Aves; Falconiformes; Falconidae
Gene: GHDC
Product: GH3 domain containing
Exons: 8
Coding region: 57-1664 (535 amino acids)
Cellular component (GO): cytoplasm
Molecular function (GO): acid-amino acid ligase activity
Source: RefSeq, a predicted model, not a curated record